Messenger RNA from Trichoderma gamsii, 1122 nucleotides. RefSeq names its product integral membrane protein. The record is from RefSeq and is a predicted model, not a curated record. The transcript has 5 exons. Lineage: Eukaryota; Fungi; Ascomycota; Sordariomycetes; Hypocreales; Hypocreaceae. The coding region runs from base 1 to 1122 and encodes 373 amino acids.
AUGGCAACUACGAAGGUUAUUGUGCCCAACGGACCUGAUACGAAGAAUGGAAACACUUUCUUAUACGUGAACAUACCUCUGCUUGUCAUAGCUACAGGCAUUGUUUGUUUUCGUGUUUGGUGGAGGUGCUUUAAGAAUGGGUACGGCGCUUUGAACAAGGCGGAUAUAUGUGUUGUUAUUUGUUUGAUAUUCAAUAUUAUUCAAGUGACGUGUAUUUCAAUUGCCAUUGUGAAAUGGGGCUUCGGCCAUCACGCUCCUUUUCUCAACGCGGAACAACGCUACUACUCGUUAUUAUAUUUCUUUGUAUUUCAAUGUUUCGUCAAAGACACCGUCGCCAUUACGAAGCUCUCGUUUCUUUUCCUCUAUCUCGACAUAUUUCCGCAAAGAAAGUUCAGGAUAAUUUGCUGGGUGCUCAUCGUCCAUAUAUCAGCUGGAAUAGUCGCUCUCAGCUUCACAACAAUUUUCCAAUGUUUACCAGUCCAAUUUUCAUGGGAUAAGACUCUAGCCGGAUCUUGUAUAAACAUCAAAGCCUUCUGGUACGGCCAAUCAGGAUGGAACACCUUAAUGGAUGUUAUCGUCCUUUGUUUACCCAUUCCAGUGGUCCUAAAGCUACAGAUGAACCGCCGAGCCAAGAUCAGUGUAUUGGCAGUAUUUGUGCUUGGCGCCUUUGUAUGUAUCACGAGUAUCGAACGCCUUAUAAGUCUCAACUUCAAUGCCACUUUCAUUCUCGAUUUUACCUGGGCGACCGGAACUUCAGUUAUCUGGACCCAGGUGGAAUCAACCGUCGGCGUCAUUUGUGCCUGCGCGCCGUCGCUGAGAGUGCCUUUAAGUCGAUUUCUUCCAUUGUUGUUUGGCUCUUCAAAUAAAGAUCAAUCGUACGAAUUGAGCGAUGGCGUCCACUACGGCAUGGGCCCCCGAUCUGGGAAUUGGAAUAGCCAAUCUGGCCGCUCAAGGAGACGUGAUGAAUUUGAAGCUGGCAUUGAUGAUCUAGAAAAUUACAAAAGUGAAGGUAGCGAAGAGAGGAUAAUCGGGAUUAAAAAGACUGUCAGUAUUGACAUGACGUUCCAACAAGGGGCCAGUGGAUCAAACACGGACGCCAGUAAACUGUAUCCUGUAGUAUAA